Brassica rapa (field mustard) is the source of this 1665-nucleotide messenger RNA. RefSeq names its product BAG family molecular chaperone regulator 1. Lineage: Eukaryota; Viridiplantae; Streptophyta; Magnoliopsida; Brassicales; Brassicaceae. The record is from RefSeq and is a predicted model, not a curated record. Gene Ontology annotation, cellular component: cytoplasm. Gene Ontology annotation, biological process: protein stabilization. Gene Ontology annotation, molecular function: adenyl-nucleotide exchange factor activity; protein-folding chaperone binding.
AGAGAGAUGACAUAUUAGCUGGCCACUCGUUAUUAUUCUCUUUUCUUUUAUAAAUAAUUAAUAUUUCCUUUUUUUACCCAACUGGUUCUUUGAGACUACAAACUCGAACAGAGAAUCUGAGAUUUUCUCGGGAAAACUAAACUCUAUCUUAACUCUAGAUUGUCUUCCCGGGCAGAGGAGAUCUGUGAAGUCAAACAACAACAAGAAGUCGAAGAGAGAGAGUUUGGUUGGAGUUUGUGGAUCAGAAAGGUCACUAGUUUGAUCCUUUUGGUACACGUGGCGUAAUGGGUAUGGAGUCAUGUUGAUGAUGUCCAAGUCCCCGAGUUCGUCCAACAUUCCUCUUCUUGUUCUGUCUCCUAUGCCUUUGUCUUGUUUCUGAUACUUAGAGAGAUCUUCAGAUCCGUUCUUUUCUUCUUUUGCCUUUGUGAUUGAGAGAAAGAGACAGCAGCAAAAAUGAUGAGAAACAAACCGACAAAUCUCCCGGCGACGAACGGCGGCAGAGUCUCCGGCGCCGGCGCCGGCGGUGGCGGCAGGGAGUCAGGCGGUCAUGAUUGGGAGAUGAGACCCGGAGGAAUGUUGGUUCAGAAACGGAACCCCGAUUCGGAUCCUGUCGGAGCUAAACCGCCGCCGAUGAUUAGAGUCAGAGUCAAGUACGGUUCGGUCUACCAUGAGAUCAGUAUUAGUCCUCAUGCUUCAUUUGGGGAGCUAAAGAAGAUGUUGAGUGGACCAACGGGUAUACACCAUCAAGACCAGAAGCUAAUGUAUAAAGACAAAGAAAGAGACUCAAAGGCCUUUCUUGACGUUUCGGGAGUGAAAGAUAAAUCCAAGAUGGUGCUUAUCGAAGACCCGAUUAGCCAAGAGAAACGUUUCUUGGAGAUGAGGAAGAUCGCCAAAACCGAAAAGGCGUCUAAAGCGAUUUCCGAUAUUAGCCUCGAAGUUGAUAGGCUCGGAGGACGUGUUUCCGCGUUUGAGAUGGUUAUUAAAAAAGGAGGGAAAGUUGCGGAGAAAGAUCUUGUAACGGUGAUUGAGCUGUUGAUGAAUGAGUUGAUCAAGCUGGAUGGGAUUGUAGCUGAAGGUGAUGUGAAGUUACAAAGAAAGCUGCAGGUGAAGAGAGUGCAGAACUAUGUGGAAGCACUUGAUGUUUUGAAGGUGAAGAACUCUAUGGCUAAUGGGCAGCAGAAACAGUCUAGUCGUCAGAGACUUGCAACGAUUCAAGAACAUAGGCAAGAACAGAAGCCGAUACAAUCGCUUAUGGACAUGCCUAUAAACUACAAACAGAAGAAGCAAGAGAUUGAAGAGGAGCCAGGAGCAGGACCAAAUCUUAUGGAUUCUUCUACUAAAUGGGAAACAUUUGAUCACCAUACGGCGACGACCACUCCAUUGAGCUCUGCAAAUAAUCAUGCCAUUCCACCCAGGUUCAAUUGGGAAUUCUUUGACUGAAAAUAAAAAGUCAAAUUUGGUGAGACCUUUUUUUCUACUUGUAUGAUUAAUUCUUGUGUGGAGGUGUUUUCUUUUUCCUUUUUCAUCUUCUACUUGUUCUUCUUCUUAUUUUUCAUCAUCAUGAUUCUUUUGAUGUACUUAGAUUUUUGUGGGCGUUGUUGUUCGUUAUAAGAAAUAAACAGAGACGCUACUACAGAUAAUUUGAUCAUGUGUGUUUUCAUUCUU